AUGGACGACGUUAAAACUCCUGGUGAUAAUAACAUUGACAUAUCUGAAAUGUCAUUAAUGUCGGCAAAUAUCGCAACGAUUAGCGGCAAUGAAUACUCGGGAUAUGUCGGACACGGAGUACAGGGAAUGGCUUACGUUUGCGACUGUAAUGCAAAACAGGCGUACGAUUGGAUAUUUACGUUUAUGCUCAACUAUACUGUAUUAUUGCUGCAAACAAAUAAAUAAGUAAAUAAUAAUUAACAACUAAAUUAUAUAUGGAUAUAAUACUACAAAUUAAUUGAU
Medioppia subpectinata is the source of this 282-nucleotide messenger RNA. Lineage: Eukaryota; Metazoa; Arthropoda; Arachnida; Sarcoptiformes; Oppiidae. The record is from the annotation of a GenBank genome assembly.